CGCGGGAGAGGGCCGACCAUCUGUCAUGGAUGAUGCACCUGGCAGUUGCACGCCUGAUGACGGCAGGUCAGCAGAACAGCCACCAAAUUGGACCGUGCAUGGCAACGCCACGCCGGUGUCACCGCAUGCCGGACAACGCGGUUUGCUGGGAGUAUCCCCUUACUGCAGCCCGAAUGACAUGCGAUCAACAAAGAGGCCUCGUGUUCAGUCUCAUUCGCCUGCGGACGUCGUCACUCCCGGCGUUGCAGUUGUGCAUUCUCCGUUGCCGCCCUUGUUGCCGUCUCCAGCGCACCGUCCAUACACUCCGAUACACCCUUUGUCGGAUUUUGAUGCGUUGUGUUUUUCUAUGCGGUCACCACCAUUGCAACCUCGCCGUUUGCAGUUUCUGUCGUGUGCAGCGCAGCCAUUUCCUCCUCCUCCACUUGUCGUUGGACGCGACGGGUUGGACUCCAUCCCCCUCGAGGGGUGUUCUCAAUCAUCAGCAGCGGUGUUUGGAAGUGGAGGGUCCACACUGCGUGACAGAGGUCGUCGGAGUGCAGAACCGUGGGUCCCACAUUCGUUCGCCGCAUCAGGUCAUGGGCAGGGGGGUGUAUUGGAUGACGUACGUCGUGCCUGUGCCGGGGACACACAUGACCGUAGUUCCGGUCGUCGCUCUCUCGUCUCCCGGUUCGACGGGGAUGACAUCGUGUGUGGUAGCGGAGAUAGGGCCAGACGUUGCGAUCCUGCCGCUCAAAAUCUUGUUGCGGGCCCUUCUGAGCAGUCAGGUGGGUCCUUAGGGCAAUUCGGUUCGAAGUCAACUGGUUCCACGAAGUACUCUCGUUUGUUCCUGACUUCCGCUUGCAAGGAGAGACUGUGCCUUUUACAAUCUACGAUGAAAGAAGUGAGCGAAAAGUCUGGGGUCAUGAGCGAUGUCAUCGACCGACUGUUGCAUUGGUCAUUGCCAGCCAUCCGGUUAGAGUUCGGGGACGGUGUGGCGUCGAGGAUCAAGAGAACACUGACAAUCGUGCUGAGGUGUUCCGUCUCGGAGCAGGAGGGGAUGAUUCGACAGCGGAUGCUGAGGAUGAUGGCGAGUGUGAGGGCGCAGGGAGCGGUGGAGGCAAUGGCGGGUCAUUUUGUGGGUCAGAUGAUUCACUUCCGCGUUCUGGCCAUGGGUCACAGCGUGGCUACAGAUCGCCCGGGCGGCCACCGAGCCGUGGCAGGUCGCGUUCGCAUUUCGAUCAUGUACGACCUUUGUGUUGGGAUUAUUCGAAGGAUGGUGCUCUGCAGAGCGGACCUUGCCAUGAUCGGUCUGCACAUGUGUUGGAAUCGAUGGGCCACUGGGAAGACUUCAGCAGCAGUUGUUCCAUGCGACCGUCACUGCGGGUAUGACAUAUACCGUCCUCAACGACUUCUGCAUUGCGCUUGGGGUGACCCUGUGCACAAACCCACUGUUUACAGUUGCAUGCGCAGUGAGCCGAAUGUGCGUGAGGGUUGGAAUGCAAAGGCUGUCAGGCAGGGCCUGCGGUAUUGCGACUUGGCCAUUGACACGGUUAUGCGAUCAGGGAGACCCGUCACUUUGAUGGUUGACGGUCGCUACGACUCCGCCAGGUCUGCGCAACAUUGCACUGUUACAGCGACUGAGUGUGAUACUCGUCUUGUGGUGGGUGUUCAUACUCUUCGCCCAAAGAAGCAGGGAAAGUCAUCGAACCAACUUGAGGUUCCUGCAGUUGUGCGCCUGUUGAGAGGCUUGUUGUCGAGGGGGUUGCGGAUCCGGUGUGUUGUCUCCGACGAUUGUGCUGCAUUGGGUCCGCAGUUGGAGCGCCUGGGUAUUGAAUGGCAGAAGGAUUGCCAUCAUAAGGUGAAAAACAUUCGCAAGGCACUGAGAAAAACCAUGACACUGAAGGUGCCAAAGAAAUUGAACAACCCUCAACAGUGCGUAUCGGAAUCUCAGUUUAUGCAGUUCACGAAGAAGGAGUUGUUGGAUGCCUUGACGGACCGUUAUGGACCUGGGUGUUUGACGACAAAAGAAGAACGAUUGAAGAAGAGCGGCUUCGUCGUUGUUGUGAUGAGCAAAAUGUACCGGUACGACACUAUGACAAACAACCAAUCCUUGCUCGUGGAUGCAGAUGGUGUGACCGAGUUCCAUAUGCAUGAGGUGGGGCAUUGGUUUCUGCGUGCUUCCCAGCUUUGCAGAGAUGAGGGCGACGACUUUGUCACACUGCACAAUGAUAUCAUGAUGAUCGUCGACCAUUGGGCAGGGGACCACUCCAGGUGCGUUGCGGACAAAGAGCUUCUAUGCUCCAAGGCGGGUGGCCCAUCUCGGCUGCCUCUGUACACCCGCGACGACCCCGUGUAUGACAUCAUUCGCCAGACGUUGGGCAGGCAUUGCAGCACGACCAUUUGUUCGUACUACACGGAGUUCCGUCACACGUCGACGCUUGAGACCUUCCAGGGUACAAUCAUCAUUUACAAGAAGAAGGCCUUGCACUUCGGGAAGUCGUAUGAGCCGCGUUUGGCGAUUGCAGUCAUUCGAUGGAACAGUCAUGCAUGGCAGGAUCCCUUGGAGUAUCGUGUCCUCAGGCCUUCUGGGACUUCGAUUCGUCCAAGGCCGAGCCACUACCAUCACAAUCGGCCACCUACCGAUUCGUGGAUGGAUCGGCUAUCCACGUUCAUCUUCGGUUCGCAAGGCGUUUCUGGUUGGGCUCGACGCCUUCUCGAGUACGACGAUUGUGAUGUCGGGCGAGGUCUGGUCCUCGACACCUUCUCUUCCUCGCGAUAUUUUUUGCAGAGGCGAGGAGACCAUUGGCCGUGACGAGGACGACGUUGAUUCUGGUGCGGAUCCCGACGUUG
Molecule: messenger RNA, 2829 nt
Organism: Chara braunii
Lineage: Eukaryota; Viridiplantae; Streptophyta; Charophyceae; Charales; Characeae
Source: the annotation of a GenBank genome assembly